AUGGGGUAUUACAACACCUCUAUUCCUCCUGUGAUUUUGAGGAACAUUAUGGAAAAAAACCUUGGUUGGUACACCCAAUACACUCCCUAUCAGGCUGAAAUUGCACAGGGAAGGCUCGAAUCCCUGCUCAAUUUCCAAACGAUGGUAACGGAUCUUACUGGUUUACCCAUGUCAAAUGCUUCAUUACUCGAUGAAGGAACAACGGCUGUAGAAGCCAUGGCGAUGUGCAAUAACAUCUGGAAGAAUAAGAAGAAAACAUUCAUCAUCGCAAGCAAUUGA
Messenger RNA from Lactuca virosa, 279 nucleotides. Lineage: Eukaryota; Viridiplantae; Streptophyta; Magnoliopsida; Asterales; Asteraceae. The record is from the annotation of a GenBank genome assembly.